AUGAUGUGUUAUGUGUGCUGUAAGGAGCUGAAGGGUUGGUGCAAGUCAUUUACUCGGACUGAGGGACUCCUCACCAUCCUAGAGGCUGUCCUCCUCAUUAUAUUUAUUGGAUUUUUUGUGUUUUUGGUUCUACACUUUGUAGCUUGCCAAAUUCAUCUUGGAGAUAAAAAUGUAAUUGAAAAUAGCACAGUGCCCACAGUAACGACGACCGUCAGCCCUAGUGUGACUAGUACCCUGUCCCCAGACGUGGAGUGUACGUGGGAACCUUCUCAGAAAACGACUGCGCACACGCGUUACUACGUCUCUGACAGCUACACAGCGGAUGUUGGCCACCACACCCCGGGAAGGAGCACCACCACUAAAUAUUUAGGAAUAUUUGACGAGGCUUUAAGACCGUCACAUUACUAUGACGAAGACGAAUUUUUAGAAAAUUCUAACGGUGAACCUGCCGGUGAUAUAUAUAAAAACCAGGUUGUAGCCUUGGUCAAAUUUAAACCUCCCAGGGAUGUCACGUUCGGCUGCAUUUUAACGAAGAUUACACAAUUUUGGACAUUGACUGCUGCUAGUUGUAUCGCGUCCAUCGAGGAAGUAGACUCGCUGGACUCGUUUGUUAUGAUAGAGCAGUUCGGCGAGGCGGACCAGUCGCCGCCGCGCCACGUGGCGGCCGUGCGCCUGCACCCGCGCUACCAGGGACACUCGCGCGCGCACGACCUGGCCGCGCUGCGCUCGGCCCGAGCACUGCGCGCGCGUGCGCCUCUAUUGCACCUGCCACACAUGCUCGACUACUUCCUCAUGGCUCUGGGGGAGAGGCUCCUCAUUCUCGGUUACGGAGGAUAUAGGACAGUAGACAAGGCAGAAGGGCGACGACUCCGUCAAGUAUCAGUGUUCGUGACGGCGGCUGCAGCGUGCGGGGGCACGGGCCCGCCGGGCUGGGCGCGGAGGCACCUGGCGCGCGGGGCCGCGGUGGCGGACAGCGCGGCGUCGGGCGCGGCGCCGCUGUGCGCGGGGGCGCGCUGGGCGCGGGGCGCGGCCUGCAACUACUGCGCGGGGGCGCCGCUGGUGCGCGGGGGCGCGCUGCUGGGCAUCAUGAGCGACAACAGCGAGUGCGGCGUCACCUGCGAGCCCCAGAUCUUCGUAAACCUCGCCGCCCUGCGCGACUGGAUCGAUAACUUUACCGACUAA
Messenger RNA from Spodoptera littoralis (African cotton leafworm), 1182 nucleotides. NCBI's taxonomy places the organism in Eukaryota, Metazoa, Arthropoda, Insecta, Lepidoptera, Noctuidae. The record is from the annotation of a GenBank genome assembly.